Messenger RNA from Anolis sagrei ordinatus, 2993 nucleotides. It is a transcript of the gene SESN2, whose product is annotated as sestrin 2. The record is from RefSeq and is a predicted model, not a curated record. Gene Ontology annotation, biological process: positive regulation of macroautophagy; cellular response to leucine starvation; negative regulation of TORC1 signaling. Lineage: Eukaryota; Metazoa; Chordata; Lepidosauria; Squamata; Anolidae. Gene Ontology annotation, cellular component: nucleus. Gene Ontology annotation, molecular function: oxidoreductase activity, acting on peroxide as acceptor; L-leucine binding.
UGCAUUAAGUGAUAGGGAGCCUUAGAACGGCAGGCACAACAUCCGCGGAGGAUGGGAAGUGGCUGGAAGGGAGCUCUCUGUGUUGAAAAUUGACAGAAGAAAAAAGAGAAGGACUUGCUUUAUUCUAAAGAGGAAGCCCUAAAUCAAGAACAGAGGAAUAAAAAUCCCUCGAACGCUGGGAAGAGGCCCAAGUUCUUUCAUCCCAGUGGAAGAGAUCCUACAGGAAGGAGCAGAGAGAGCCCAGCGUCACCUCUUCAUCGAGGCCUUUGUUUCAACAGGCAGGGUGGAUAACAUUACCAUGGUGAUGGGGCUUCAUCCUGAGUACCUAACCAGCUUUUGGAAGACACAGUACCUCCUGCUGCGGAUGGACGGGCCUCUACCAUAUCACAAACGCCACUACAUUGCCAUCAUGGCUGCUGCGAGGCAUCAGUGUUCCUAUCUGGUUGGCUUCCACAUGGGGGAGUUUCUGCAGAUGGGUGGGGAUCCAGUUUGGCUGCGCGGCUUACAAUACGCCCCGCAGAAACUGAGGAAUCUCAACGAAAUCAACAAGAUUCUGGCCCACCGACCUUGGCUGAUUACUAAGGAACACAUCAAGGCGCUCCUGAAAACAGGGGAGAACAGUUGGUCAUUGGCAGAACUCAUCCAGGCGCUGGUGCUGCUCACCCAUUACCACUCGUUGACUUCCUUUGUGUUUGGCUGCGGCAUCAACCUGGAGAGCGACCAGGAAGCGGCCCACGCCUUCCAGCCCCCUUCCCCACACAGCUGUGACAGCAGCCCAGGCUCCGACGAGGGGAUGAACACUUCCAGCUUUUCCCAGGGCACAGAUGCUAUGGAGGAAGUAGAAGUGCUGAUGGAAAGGAUGAAGCUCUUGCAGGAAUGCCAGCUGGAUGAAGAAGAAGUCACCCCGGAGGAAAUGGAAAUCUGCUUUGAGAGGGAAAAGAGAGAGAGCCUCCUUGUCACUCCCUCAGAUAUUGCUGAACACUCCCCGCCUCCCAAUAUAUUGUGCUUUGUGGAAGAUCCCGAGUUUGGAUACAAGGAUUUUACUAGAAGAGGAGAACAGACACCUCCAACUUUCCGAGCUCAGGACUACACUUGGGAAGAUCAUGGCUAUUCACUCAUCAACCGCCUAUAUCCUGAUGUGGGUCAGUUGCUCGAUGAGAAAUACCAGGUGGUCUACAACUUAACCUAUAACACCAUAGCCAUGCACAGUGGGGUGGACACAUCCAUGCUCAGGAGAGCUAUCUGGAAUUAUGUUCACUGCGUCUUUGGAAUCCGAUACGACGACUAUGAUUACAGGGAGGUGAACCAGCUUUUGGAGCGUAGUUUGAAAAUCUACAUCAAAACGGUAGCCUGCUAUCCAGAGAAGACCACCAAGAGAAUGUACACUCACUUCUGGAGGCACUUCAAACAUUCUGAGAAGGUGCACAUCAACCUUCUUCUGUUGGAGGCGCGCAUGCAAGCUGCCCUGCUGUAUGCGCUGCGUGCCAUCACCCGCUACAUGACCUGACUGGGCGCUGCUCCCCUCACCCUCAGAGUGGCGAUGAACCGGACGGACUGGAGAUUACUUUUCUCAAAAGACUUGUUUUUUUCUGGAAUACAAUGUAGGGUAGGGAUACCUGUCUUGCCUCACCCUUAACCUGUCGCUUUCUGGAGAGGCAUGUUUUCUGUUUCAAGGGGGUCUUGAUCACCUUCCUCCAAGAAACAGCAAGCUAAGGGGGGCAGAUUGUUUUGUGGGUUGAGGUGGUAGCAGGAGGAGAGACCAAACUGUUCAGUCACACAUGUGAUGAAUGCAGAUGAUGUUGCCCAACCUUUGCCCUCUUCCUCUAAGACUCUGGACUUGUCCUGUGCUUUCUCUUGAGUUGUUUAAGCCCUGCUACCAAGUGGGCAAAUGGUUUCAAGGACUGCCCAUUCUUGCCGGGACACUUGAAAACUCGGUGUCCCUAUAUGGGUCCGGUACGUGCCCAAAUUUCCAGCCUCACCGUCCUUUGGCUGCCUUUGCCACCCUCUUCCCUCCAUAACUGGUGUUUAGUGCAAUGAAUGUUGGAUCUCAUGGCUGUGUCCUUUCUGACAAAGGUGCUGCUGAAACAAAGACACAAUCAACCAAAGAGAUCUCUCUGCUGUGAAAUGGCACUGCUCCUUCCCCCCUUCCCCCUUUUCUCUUCAUGUGGCCUCUACUGACUGUAGGACUCUUGAAUGUAUGACUCUGAAUGUUCAAGCAGAUUCCUCAUCUCUCUUUUCUUGCUUGGGAAGCUGUUUGGGUGGUUUAUACACAUUUAUAUGGAGGAGACACAUAUGUGAACCUGAAACGAGCCGUAUGCCGCUGCAGUUGGCAACUACACUACAUUGCUCAUUUCUCAGCUCAGUUGAGGAUUGCACUCCAAUUUGCCUUAUUUUGCACAGGAAGACAGGCACAUCUCUUUGCCACUGGCCUAGGAAUAGAACAGGAUUGGGGAACACUCAGUCCUCCCAGUGUUUUUUUGGGCUGCCACUCCCACCAGCCUUAGCUCACAGAGUCAAGGGGUGAGAUAAAACCGGAGUUGCAUUCUGGCUAUAUCUGGACGGCAAUACACUCCCCACUGAUAGAACAGAAGGUUACGUGAAAAGGUCCUGAUGACAAUUUUACUACAGGAAACCAAUUUCUGAGCGAAAGUAUAGAUACACAUGUCUCUGGUGUAGGAAGAGAGUGCAAUUUGUGAAAGUGUAGGUGCAGCAGGUUGUGGGUCUGUGCCUGCUGUCCUUUUCCCAAGGACUUUAAAAAAAACACGUCUCAGUAUUACACAGAUCAUAUGUUUCUUUGUAUUGUAAGAAAUUGGUGCUGUCCCAAUGUAAUUCUGGCUGGCUGGGGAUAUAUACACAUGCAUGCCCCAAGCUUGAUCUACCAUAACUGGUCUCACUUGAGAGUUCUGCUGGUCUAGAUAAGAAGAAAGAAGAUCAGGUAUGGGCAAAUGUUGGCCCUCUAGAUGUUUUGGACUUCAACUCCCACCAUUCCUAAA